UCCUAAUUUGCUAUCUAGAAGUAGACUGAUCUUUACCAAUUACCCACUCCCCAUUCUAUCUUCAUAUAUAUAUAUUUUUUUUUGAUAAAACUUCCGUCUUCAUAUCCAAAUAUUCACAUUAAUGGAAAAGGCGAACCAUGGCCGGGAGUUCCUUGCUGGGUGUGAUUCAGUCAGCUACGAUCAUAUGAAAGAAAUGAAAGCAUUCGAUGAUACAAAAGCUGGUGUCAAAGGAGUAGUUGAUGCUGGAGCACUCUCGAGAAUUCCAAGGAUAUUUGUUCGACCCCAAGAUGAGCUUGCUAAUGAUGAGAGAUUGUUCAUGCCUAGUAACGGUGAUUUUAGUGAGAAUGGCAAGUUUGAGACUCCAAUAAUAGACCUCAAAGGGGUUCUUCCAAUGAACAAAAUCAAUGAUGAUUAUGAUCAACAACGACAUAACGAGAUUGUCAAUGAAAUUCGACAUGCUUCAGAGACAUGGGGUUUCUUUCAAUUGAUUAACCAUGGGAUUCCUAUAACCGUGAUGGACGAAAUGAUGGAAGGUGUAAAAAGAUUUCAUGAACAAGAUGCAGAAGCUAAGAAGCCUCUAUACUCAAGAGAUCCAAACAAAAAGGUGGUCUAUUUUAACACUCAUUUUCAUUUUCAUAAAGCAAGAUAUGCUGAAUGGAAGGACAGCCUGGUAUGCCGAAUGCUCUCUCCAGAUCCUAUCGACCCUGAAGAUUUGCCGGACACAUCCAGUGAUAUUAUGCUUGAGUACACACAACAUCUUAUUUGUCUGGGGGAUAUUCUUAUCGAGUUACUAUCGGAGGGUCUAAGGCUCCAUCCUCAACACCUUAAAGGCUUAGAUUGUACCAAAAACUUGGUUAACAUUGGCCAUUACUAUCCAGCAUGCCCAGAGCCAGAACUAACUCUAGGUGGUGGUAAGCAUUCUGAUCCUACGUUUUUUACUAUCCUUCUCCAAGAUGACAUUGGUGGCCUUCAGUUCCUUCAUCAGGAUUACUGGGUUGGUGUCACCCCGGUGCCUGGAGCUCUAUUAGUAAACAUUGGUGAUUUACUGCAGGUGAUCAGCAAUGAAAGGUUUAAAAGCGCUGAACAUAGAGUUGUGGCGAAUUUUACAGGACCAAGAAUUUCAGUGGCAUCAUUUUUCAGUGGUUCCAAGACAUCCACAAAGCUGUAUGGUCCCCUUAAAGAACUUAGUUCUACUGAAAAUGAUGAUGUGGCUAAUUAUGAUCGACCAUUAUACAAAGAUAUCACUAUUAAAGAAUAUCUAGAGGUUUAUCAUUCUAAAGGGCUGAACGUGUUGAGCCACUUUAGGUUGUAAUACUCCAUAGUUCAUGUUUCAUUUCAGCCGAGUGUGGUGAUAUUGCAGUGAAUUGUUUUGUGUAAUAAUGGAUAAUAAUUCUGUAAGUUAUUUUCUUUUGUGACC
Papaver somniferum (opium poppy) is the source of this 1417-nucleotide messenger RNA. RefSeq names its product 1-aminocyclopropane-1-carboxylate oxidase homolog 11-like. Bases 122 to 1312 code for a protein of 396 amino acids. The record is from RefSeq and is a predicted model, not a curated record. Lineage: Eukaryota; Viridiplantae; Streptophyta; Magnoliopsida; Ranunculales; Papaveraceae. The transcript has 3 exons.